This is a messenger RNA of Ectocarpus siliculosus, 2382 nucleotides long. The record is from the annotation of a GenBank genome assembly. NCBI's taxonomy places the organism in Eukaryota, Phaeophyceae, Ectocarpales, Ectocarpaceae.
AACGAUUGGCCAUCGGUGAUCGGUCCUGUGGGAACAAUGCUCCGUCCUCUCGAGGACGCGUGGUCAAUGGUCUAACCGCUAAGGCAUGCAAAGCAUAAGAGUACGCCCCCCCCCCCCCCCCCCCCCUCCUCUCGCCGACACCACCGCGUGAACCCGUAGCAUGGACGCGUGGGACGAGACGUACGGUGUUUACACCCUGGAUGAGGCGGAAGGAACCUUCAAUGACGAUUUCCACACCUUCGGCUUGUACUGGGACGAGAACGAGAUGUACACGUACAUCGACGAUGACUCGAACCGUGUGCUGACGGUAGACUUCGGAGAAGGGUCGGGCGAGGACGGUUUCUGGGAAAAGGGGGGCUUUGAGGAGCGGUUCCCAGGGGUCGAGAACCCGUGGAAGGGGGCGAAGCCCAUCGCGCCGUACGACCAGAAGUUCUACGUCGUGAUGAACGUAGCCGUGGGCGGAGUUUCGGGAUUCUUCCCCGACGGAGUGGGAGGGAAAAUGUGGGACAACAAGGACAGCGACGCCGCCAUGAAGUUUCACGAGGCCACGCACGACUGGCACAGCACCUGGGACGGCAAGGGUUCCGCGCUACAGAUUGAAUCCGUCAAGGUCUGGCAGACGAACGCCGACUACUUCAUGGACGCCCGCGCCGCCGCCGGUGCCGGCGCCAUCGCCUCCUCCGGGGACAACUCGGGGUCUCCCCCUCCUUCGUUCGUGGCAGAGGAUGACGCGGGGUCAUCUGGAGGCGGCGGUGGUGCGGCAAUGCUGUACGUCGGGUGUUCGCUCUUGGGAGGCGUGCUGGGAGGAGUGGCGGUGGGGUGGUGGCUGGGCAACAGGGACUCGCGGAACCGGUCCAGGGUGUACGAGAGGAUCAACGGCAGCGGCACCGCGCCGCCGGCGCUGUAGAAGCAGCGUGAAGUCUUACUUUACCGCACGGAACAGAUUUUAGCGGCGGCAGCAGCAGCAGCAGGUGUUUGGUUCUACAUCAAAAUGCAGCAGCGUGUCUAUCUUACUAUUCCAUAGACGGACCAGAUUUUAGUGAUGAUGCACCCGGAAUGGUCGCAGUAUUGGUGAGUGACGAAAGCGACGCCCUCCCUAUGGAAGAGGCCGCAGCUAGAGCAGCUGCAGGAGGCGGUGUGUGUUUUUGGCUGGGACAGGGAAAAGGGUACGGGAGUUGCACGUGCUCACUCGUGUUGAGUUAGAACUUGUUUUUCAGCAACUACAAUCAGAUUUGUUCACAAGCAGUGCUGUUGCUCUUGAGAGAGAUAGGGGCACCGCGAGAGUGGGUAGAAGCGAGUGUUUGUGUAAGUACGGAGGGUGGUGGUGUGACUUGACCGGUUCUGUGGGGUUUUGGUGCGCCCUCCUCCUCCUUCCCGUUCCCACCCUCUGAAUGGACAGGGACGCCACGAAGCGCCUAGAUAGCUUGCUAGAGCGAUAGUUGGUAAGUUAGAGGAGUUGCAUUGAGACCACAACAAAGGAUAUGUUCUUCAAGCCUACGACGACGAUUCAUUGCCCCGGGGUGUGUGACGAACGUAGGGGGGGGCACUUGUGGGGUAGGGUAAGGGAUUAUGGCGGGCGCGCGUGUGCUUCCUCCUUUCUGCGUGGUAGCUUUUUGCGAAGGAGAUUUGUGGACUAAACUAUCUCGUGUAUGCUGUCAGUCUGUUGUUGAAAAUUCAUGGUUUUGGGAGAAGACGGGGGAAGGACAGUGAACGAGGUCCCGGGGAAAGAUGCAGAGAGAAAAAUCUCGGUUUCGAAAAAUAGCAAAGUACUUGUAGCGAAAACUACUUCCAGAUAUAUCGGAUACACGUAGGCCCAAAUCCCUUUCACGAAAAGAUCACGUUGCUGUUUUGGGGCGAUAUUUCCUCUGUAAAACUGCUGGUCUCUUGGGUUGGUGUUGACACGUGCUAGCCUCUCGCUUGCUUUUGCCUUGCGGGUUGACAGCUGUGCACACGGGCGUAUCCACGUGAGGUUAGUCAUGGAGUUGCAGGAGGGGGGCGGGGCUCGUUGUGGUAAAGGGUGCCGGGGGUGUACCUCUUCCCCCCCCCUGGAAAACGGGCUGGCUUGCACUCCUCGUGGUACAUAGUUGUAGGUCGGUAACGGUAACCUAGAACUCGGCAGGGGGUCUUAGUGUGGUCGAGUGCCGUGAUACCGAUGACAUCCGUGGAUAGUUUUGAGGUCGAACGCAUGAGGGAGUACAAUAGAACGGUGUAUGCGUUCGUUGUUUCAGGCAUUCGUUCAUCCCAGCGGUCGGUGGCGUUGGUGAUGUCUCCUGCCACCGCGCGCGCUUGCCGAGCGGUAUGGACGAUUUGGUAGUGUGGUGACUGACGUCGCCCUGCUCUGUGAAAGAAAUCUUAAACCACAAGAAGUCGACUUGGUUUUUG